Alligator sinensis (Chinese alligator) is the source of this 2768-nucleotide messenger RNA. RefSeq names its product isocitrate dehydrogenase 3 (NAD(+)) alpha (gene IDH3A). The record is from RefSeq and is a predicted model, not a curated record. Gene Ontology annotation, biological process: tricarboxylic acid cycle; isocitrate metabolic process. The transcript is spliced from 11 exons. Gene Ontology annotation, cellular component: mitochondrion. The coding region runs from base 1 to 1092 and encodes 363 amino acids. Gene Ontology annotation, molecular function: isocitrate dehydrogenase (NAD+) activity; magnesium ion binding; NAD binding. Lineage: Eukaryota; Metazoa; Chordata; Crocodylia; Alligatoridae.
AUGGUUACAAGAGUUGGGGUUUCUUGGUUGCUAGGUGCUUUCAAAAACCAAAAACAGGUGACCAGAGGUUUUGGUAGUGCUGUACAGACAGUAACUUUAAUCCCAGGAGAUGGCAUAGGACCAGAGAUUUCUGCUGCUGUGAUGAAGAUAUUUGAUGCUGCUAAAGCUCCUAUUCAAUGGGAAGAGAGAAAUGUUACAGCAAUCCAAGGACCAGGAGGAAAGUGGAUGAUUCCUCCAGAUGCCAGAGAAUCCAUGGAUAAAAACAAGAUGGGUCUGAAAGGACCUUUAAAAACUCCAAUAGCUGCUGGACACCCUUCAAUGAAUUUGUUGCUACGUAAAACCUUUGACCUAUAUGCAAAUGUUCGUCCUUGUGUCUCAAUUGAAGGGUACAAAACCCCUUAUGCAGAUGUAAAUAUAGUCACAAUUCGAGAGAACACAGAAGGCGAAUACAGCGGAAUUGAACAUGUGAUUGUUGAAGGUGUUGUACAGAGUAUCAAACUCAUCACAGAAGAAGCAAGCAAACGUAUUGCUGAAUUUGCUUUUGAGUAUGCCAGAAACAAUCAGAGAAGCCAUGUUACUGCUGUGCAUAAAGCAAACAUUAUGAGAAUGUCUGAUGGACUUUUUCUGAGAAAAUGCAGGGAGGCUGCAGAAAACUGUAAAGAUAUUAAAUUUAAUGAAAUGUACCUGGAUACUGUGUGUCUUAAUAUGGUACAGGAUCCAUCACACUUUGAUGUGCUUGUUAUGCCAAAUCUGUAUGGUGACAUCCUUAGUGACUUAUGUGCCGGAUUGAUUGGAGGUCUUGGAGUAACACCAAGUGGGAACAUUGGUGCAAACGGAGUUGCAAUCUUUGAGUCGGUUCAUGGAACUGCACCAGAUAUUGCAGGAAAAGACUUGGCAAAUCCAACUGCCCUUCUUCUGAGUGCUGUAAUGAUGCUGCGUCAUAUGGGACUGCAGGAAUAUGCCGCUAAAAUUGAGGCUGCAUGUUUUGAUACGAUUAAAGAUGGAAAGGUACUGACCAAAGAUUUGGGAGGUAAUGCUAAAUGUUCAGAAUUCACAGAGGAGAUUUGCCGCCGAGUACGAGACAUGGGCUAAAAUUGUAAUUGCUCCUGAUGGACACAUCACAAAAAUUUUAUAUUUAAAUCUGCUGUUCACAUGCAUUUGGUUUGCCUCUCUCCUGAAAGCAGACUUUUUAGAUGGGGAGGCCUCUUCAUUAAUAAAUUUACCCCAAAUGGUUACAAAUUAUUCUUAUGCCUGCUUUCAGUGGAUUUUUUUCAAACUGCUUUGUUUUAUUUAUUACUUGUUUCUAACUGGUGAAUUUUUUUUGUAUAAAUGGAUUUCUUUAGUGUGUCAUUUGUAACUGUUACCAUUUUAUGUUUCAACUAAAUUGUUUUUACUUUCCAGAAAAGCUUGUUGUAAAUAUCAAGAUAACUGAAUUACUGGAUUAUAAAAGCACCUUUAAAAAUAUAAAACCUAUUUUAUUUUUUCCUAUUAGAGUUAAACAAUGGCUUUUCAGCCUUAAAAUAGCACAAGAUGACUCUAUUUGCAAAAAAUAGGUAGGAAAUAAACCACUAAAAAUGUUCCAUUAUAAAUCUUGAGGAGGAAACAUUUUUAGGUGCUACAUUGCAGUCCAAAAAUACAAGUUGUUCUCCAAAUGCAUGAAUAAAUAUUAAAGCUUUAGAAAUGUUUAACUUAAAAUAUAAUAUUUUUGUGAAAAAAAUCAAGGCAUAACCUAGAUGGGGAUGAAGAAUAAUGAUGUUAGUAAGACAAAAGUAUCUUUCAUACAUGUAUGUAUCCAAACAUUCUUGUAAGUUUGUCUUUAUUAGUUUACAACAGCGUAUUCCUAAUGAAAUGUAGGUGAUACAAAAUCACAAAAUCUUUUACUUUUGCUAUGUACUGUGAGGGGGAAAGUAUUAAGUUUCUGCAGAUUUAUACAAAAUAUUUAAACUCCAUGACUGUAGCAGAAACAUUUUGUAUUCUACUUUGUUUUUAUGUAUUGUCUGUUUAGUGUAUUCACAUGUACUAGCUUAAUCAUCUUUGUUUCAAAAUUCUGAAUGUAACAGACUACAUAAUAUGCGAUUGCUACAGAGCCUGACACUAGCAGAUGACCCCUAGUUUUGGCUAUGUUGCUUAGAUUCCAGAAAUCAAUAUAUUCUCAUGCCCUAUCCAGGGGUAUCUGAGGUUUCCAUGAAUUUGCAUACUAGAGCUACCAGGAAGCACAAAGUUAAGUCUCCUUCUAACUUCAACCAUGUUCCUAACACAAAUAUAUAUGAUACUUGAAGAUCUUUGAAUAGCUCUAUCAGUACAAUAUUCAAGGAAACAUACAUUUUACAGAUGAAAACCCUAGAAUUUUAUCCAAAGCCUGUUAGCAGUGACAGAACUGUCCGUAAUCAGUCUUAAUCUGUUUAUAGGUCCCAUCCUAUUGUCUGCUCUUAUUUUUACACAGUCUCAAACUUUGGAAACCAAAAUCAACCCAUGCAAAGUCAUUUAGUAUCACUUGCAAAAUAAGCAUCCCAGCUGCUCAUAAUUUUGUCAUUCUGUAACAGUGAUGGGGAUUUUUUUUUUUUUGGGUGCAGUUUCUGGUGACACAGUCACGUCCUUCUCCCGGAUGUAGAGACAUGGUGGAAGUCUGGAACAGAGCAUUAGCUUGAUUUUUGAAUGUGCAUAUUUUGUUUGCUGCUGUCUCCUUGUUUCAUUUGACAAUAUGAGCUAAGCAACUUCUGCAUUAUUACAACGCACAAAAUAGAAAAAAUAAAGACUUCCCAAGGUCA